Messenger RNA from Strongylus vulgaris, 309 nucleotides. NCBI's taxonomy places the organism in Eukaryota, Metazoa, Nematoda, Chromadorea, Rhabditida, Strongylidae. The record is from the annotation of a GenBank genome assembly.
AUGCUACAAUCGGUGAGCGUUCAUCUGAUGGACGAGCGACGUCUAUCGCGUCUCACAUAUGAUGAUCGCCGAGGUUCGCGAUUAUCGCGUGGAACCACCCUCGCUGACGUCGUCGUCACUUCGCAGCAUCUCUGUCCUCCACAAUGGUAUAGCGUCGGAAUUGUAAACGAUUUUCAACCAUCCUUGAUCGUUCCUGCUGACAAUCCAAUUGGAUGGGCAGUGUUCAAUCCUCUGCCCACACCUGUUCAGAGAACGCGUAAUCGCACCACAGGUAUGACUAAGAAGCUAACACAACUGUUUUUCUUUUAA